This is a messenger RNA of Armigeres subalbatus, 1189 nucleotides long. RefSeq lists its product as uncharacterized. The transcript has 2 exons. The coding region runs from base 228 to 953 and encodes 241 amino acids. The record is from RefSeq and is a predicted model, not a curated record. NCBI's taxonomy places the organism in Eukaryota, Metazoa, Arthropoda, Insecta, Diptera, Culicidae. Gene Ontology annotation, molecular function: nucleic acid binding. Gene Ontology annotation, biological process: DNA integration.
GAACAUUUAAGUUUGGUUCGUGAAGCUAUUUUAUCAGGAACGUGGGAUAAUGUCCCAAUACAGUACAGAACAGCCACAAUCAAAGAUGAUUUAAGUGAAUACGGUAAUAUGAUAUUGAGAGGAGAUAGAAUAGUCAUUCCACGGAGCCUACAGGAGAAGACAGUUCAGUUAGCUCAUCUAGGACAUCAGGGUACUACAGGAAUAAAAGCUCACCUUAGAUCAAAAGUAUGGUUCCCGGAAAUGGACAAGCUGAUCGAAAAAGUGUGUGUUAUACUAGCCGAUUCAUUCAAAUCGAGGCAAUGAAACCAGCAACGUCACAGCGGGUGAUUAGUGCAUUACUUAAAAUGUUUGCCAGUUUCGGUGUACCACGCUCUAUAACUGCAGACAAUGGCCCGCAAUUCAGGUCGACAGAAAUGAAGCAAUUCUGCAAAAGUUACGGCAUCCAUUUGAAUCUAUCUACUCCUUACUGGCCGGAACAGAAUGGAGCAGUAGAGCGCCAGAUGAGGAAUUUGGGGAAACGUGUGAAAAUUAGUGUGAUCCAGGACACAGACUGGGAAGCUGAUUUGCUGGAUUAUUUACUAAUGUACCACUCUACACCUCAGGAAACAACGGGUGUCUCACCAGGCCAAAUGAUGUUUGGCCGAGAGUUGAGAAAUGCAAUUCCCACUGUGGAAAAAUCCGAUGUUUUGAAAUGGGAGGAGGCGAAGGACCGUGAUAUGAUUACGAAGGAGCGAAUCAAACAAUAUAGUGAUGAACGUCGUGCCGUUAAACACCAUUCACUACUGCAGGGAGAUACUGUCAUCAUGAAGAAUUGUAAACUGGGGGCGCUAGAGCCUCGAUUUAGAGCAGAAGAGUUUGAUGUAAUUAGUGUAAAUGGAGGUGAAGUGAAAGUAAAAUCUAAGGACAGUGGAUGUAUAUAUGUACAGUGGUCACUUGAAAAAGCUAGGAAGUGAUGAGGUAGGAUCAGGCCAGCAGGGUGGUAAGAGAUCAGAUGUGGAGGAGGAAGAGAAGCGGAAGAAGACGAAAAAGCGAAAGGUACAGCUACCCAAGCGUUCUGACGGUUUUUUACUGUGAGGAAAAUUUCACAAAGUAAUAGUCAAUAUCCAGACAGUUAUAAAUAAAUGUCAAGUAAUAAAAAGUGGACAUGCUUUUCAUUUUCUUAAAACAAGGAGAGAUGUAUCGGUUAUCU